AUGGUCGUGUUUUCCCCUGCGGCGGCGGCGGGGGGGAUGGCCGGAGGCCCCGCGGUGGCGGCCGGAGCGGCCGCAUCGGCGGCAGCUCCAGCAGCGACGGCAGCGACCCCCGGUGGCAGUGUUCCCCCCGCGGCGGCGGCGGGGGGGAUGGCCGGAGGCCCCGCGGUGGCGGCCGGAGCGGCCGCAUCGGCGGCAGCUCCAGCAGCGACGGCAGCGACCCCCGGUGGCAGUGUUCCCCCCGCGGCGGCCGCGGAGGGGGUGGCCGGAGUCCUCGCGGUGGUAGCAGGAGCAGCGGCAUCGGUGGAAGCUCCAGCGGCGACGGCGGCGGUCUCCGGUGGCAGUGUUCCCCCCGCGGCGGCGGCGGCGGAGGAGGUGGCCGGAGUCCCUGCAGUGGCGGCAGAAGCGGUGGCAUCGGGAGCAGCUCCAGAGGCGACGGCGGCGACCUACGGCGGCGGUAGUGUUUCCCUCGCAGCGACGGCGGGGGCAGCGCCUGGAGGGCUCGCGGCGGCAGCUGAAGCAGCGGCAUCGGGAGCAGCUCCAGAGGCGACGGCGGCGACCUACGGCGGCGGUAGUGUUUCCCUCGCAGCGACGGCGGGGGCAGCGCCUGGAGGGCUCGCGGCGGCAGCUGAAGCAGCGGCAUCGGGAGCAGCUCCAGAGGCGACGGCGGCGACCUACGGCGGCGGUAGUGUUUCCCUCGCAGCGACGGCGGGGGCAGCGCCUGGAGGGCUCGCGGCGGCAGCUGAAGCAGCGGCAUCGGGAGCAGCUCCAGCGGCGGCGGCGGCGGUGCCCGGCGACACUGUUAUCUCCGCGACGGUGGCGGGGAGAACGACCAGAGCGCCCGCGUUGGUGGUUGGAGCGUCGGCAUCGACGGCGGUUCCAGCGGCCAUGGCGGCGGGACCUGACCGUGUUGUUUCUCGUGCUGCGGCGGCAGGCAGAAUGGCUCGAGAGCCCGCGCAGGUGGCUACAGCGGUGGCAUCGGCGGCUGGAGUGGGGACAUCGGUGACGGCACCACCCGCGACCGUGGCGACGGCACCGGUCGUUACGAUGGUGACCGUCGGUGACGUUUCCCCCACCAUAUCGGUUGGGGGGGUGGCCAGCAACGGAGAAGCGGUGGUGAACGGCAUCGACGACGGCAGCGAUGAUGGCGCUUGGUGCGCAGGUGAGGUUGGUGACUGCUGGGAUGACAGCGUCUGUGGCGAGAGGGGGGCGUCCACGCACCCUUUCGAUCCCGGCACCGUGUGUUCGGGGGUGCGCGGCACCGACGAUCCCGGGGUGGACGACCUGGUCGGUGGCUCCGUCAGCAGCAGCGGCAGCUGCAGCAGCGGCACCAGCACCAGCAGCGGCAGUAAUAGCAAUGACAAGGCAGAGGGGAUUGAUGUGGACUGGUUUCGGGUCUGCUGCGCCCCUCCGACCCGUGGAAGCUGUACCGGCUGA
This is a messenger RNA of Ectocarpus sp. CCAP 1310/34, 1434 nucleotides long. The record is from the annotation of a GenBank genome assembly. NCBI's taxonomy places the organism in Eukaryota, Phaeophyceae, Ectocarpales, Ectocarpaceae.